AAUGGUGAGAACUUCUGCAUUCUGGAUGAGCAGAGGUUUGCCAAGGAGCUACUCCCCAAGUACUUCAAACACAACAAUAUCUCCAGCUUUAUACGACAGCUUAACAUGUAUGGUUUCAGGAAGGUGAUUGCUCUGGAGAAUGGUAUGAUUACAGCAGAGAAAAGCUCAGUCAUUGAGUUCCAGCACCCUUUCUUCAAGCAAGGGGAGGCACAUUUACUGGAAAACAUCAAGCGCAAGGUGUCUGCAGUAAGAACUGAGGAUCUCAAGGUCUGCACAGAGGAUUUGCACAAGGUCCUCUCUGAAGUCCAGGAAAUGAGAGAGCAGCAGAACAACAUGGAUGUCAGGCUGGCUAACAUGAAGAGAGAAAAUAAGGCCCUGUGGAACGAAGUGGCAGUUCUAAGGCAGAAGCACAGUCAACAACAGAAGCUGCUGUCUAAGAUUCUUCAAUUUAUACUAAGUUUGAUGCAAGGAAAUUAUAUUGUUGGGGUCAAAAGAAAAAGGUCUCUCACGGAUGCUGCAGGAGCUUCACCCUCCAAGUACAGCCGUCAGUACGUUCGCAUUCCUGUGGAGAGUGGCCAGGCAGUGGCUUUUUCGGGCUGCGAUGCCGAGGAUGGGAGUGGAAAUGGGUCGGGUCUGAUCAUUCGGGACGUCACUGACAGCCUGGAGAGCGCCACCGGCGGGCUGCUGCCCGUGGCACACGCCAGCGCCAGCGGCAGAGAGACACAGGCGUCCCUGGAUCCUGGCUUACCUGUUUGCCAAGUGUCACAGCUAAAUGAGGUGAACCGUACAGAGCCUAUCCCACCAGUUCAUAGAAGUGAUGUCAGCAAAUCCAGUGAAAUAGGAAAUGCUGCUGUGGAACUCCAUACUGCACAGCCUAAUGCUCCAGAAGACCCCGUAUCAGUGAUUGACUCCAUCUUGAACGAGAACAGCUCUGGAACCCAAAGCGAUCCUUUACUGGACAGAGAAGAAAUUCAGGAUUUUCUUAAUUGCAUUGAUGCCAGCCUUGAAGAGCUUCAAGCGAUGUUAUCUGGGAAGCAGUAUAACUUUGGUUCUGAGGCUUUCAGUGAUACAUUUAAUCCUGAGCUGCCAGCCCUGGAUAUGAACUUGAUGGAAACCUCCCCUGGUAUGGAAAAUAUUUCAAACUUGACAGAGAACACUGAAGAUCUUGGAGCGACUGAGAAAGAAACACCAGGAAGCAAAGAUAUGCAGCUGAUACAGUACAGGGCCAAUCCCCUGCUUUCGUUACUUGAAGAGCUGCCGUCAAGUGAAGCUGCAGGGAAGACAGAGGAUCCGAAAGAUCUUCUACUGCCUGUCCUGGAGGAGAAACCUGCUCUCCCUCCUCUGCCAGGGAGUGGAACUGACUUGCCACUGGCAGCUCCAGCCAGCCAGGCUGAGCCGCUGGAUGCUCUGGGAAUGGGUGAGGCACCUCUCCUCUCAGAAGAUGGGAAUGGAGAGUAUAAACUGUUUCCACUCUUGCUCCUCAGUCCUGUUGCUAACUUCAUAGAAGAGGCCUCUGAGAUAGAAACUUCUUGA
Molecule: messenger RNA, 1533 nt
Organism: Merops nubicus (carmine bee-eater)
Lineage: Eukaryota; Metazoa; Chordata; Aves; Coraciiformes; Meropidae
Product: heat shock factor protein 3-like
Exons: 12
Biological process (GO): regulation of DNA-templated transcription
Molecular function (GO): sequence-specific DNA binding; DNA-binding transcription factor activity
Source: RefSeq, a predicted model, not a curated record